Molecule: messenger RNA, 758 nt
Organism: Anolis sagrei ordinatus
Lineage: Eukaryota; Metazoa; Chordata; Lepidosauria; Squamata; Anolidae
Source: RefSeq, a predicted model, not a curated record
CAGCGAGGGUGUGACCAGCCAGCCAGCCAGCGGAAGGCGGCUCACCCUCUCUCACGGGCUUCCUGGUUCUACUUCCGAGGUCAGAGGCUGAGCGAGGGAUUGAAGAGCCAGACCGGCCAGGAUGCUGAUCAAAGUGAAGACGCUAACUGGGAAGGAGAUCGAGAUCGACAUCGAACCCACAGACAAGGUGGAACGAAUAAAGGAGCGAGUGGAAGAGAAAGAAGGGAUCCCACCUCAACAACAGCGGCUUAUCUAUAGUGGCAAGCAAAUGAAUGAUGAAAAAACUGCGGCUGACUACAAGAUCCAAGGUGGAUCCGUUCUCCAUUUGGUCCUGGCACUGCGCGGAGGAGGCCUGCGAUGAUGGAGCAUUUCCCGUCCCCACCUUCUCCUCUGGAGCACCCCUCUCCCCUCCCCACAAAGGACAGGUUGAAAUGUGGGAAGCCAUUAGGCCUGCACUCCCGCUGUCCUUUUUCCCCCUCCGACUUCCAGGAAGAAUGACCGCUGCCUCCUGCAAGGCUUUGUUUACGGGAGGCAAUAGGUGCGGAGGGGAGGCCGCCUUCAGUUAGCGCAAUGGGGAUCGGGACUCCUUGCGGGUCCCAAUUUCUCCAACUGCAUUUCCACCUUAGCGACUUCUUAAACCGCUGCUUGCUUCACGGUGGUAAAGGUUUAUUUUCUUCCCUCCUCUGCACCCUUGUUCUAGUGUCUCCUCCCCUUUGUUGGAAUGGCUGAGUGUUUAAUAAAGGUGUUAUACAACCGUC